Carassius auratus (goldfish) is the source of this 1442-nucleotide messenger RNA. RefSeq names its product vacuolar ATPase assembly factor VMA12 (gene vma12). NCBI's taxonomy places the organism in Eukaryota, Metazoa, Chordata, Actinopteri, Cypriniformes, Cyprinidae. Bases 418 to 1005 code for a protein of 195 amino acids. Gene Ontology annotation, cellular component: endomembrane system. Gene Ontology annotation, biological process: vacuolar proton-transporting V-type ATPase complex assembly. The transcript has 6 exons. The record is from RefSeq and is a predicted model, not a curated record.
UUUUACCAAAACCCCGUCUUACGCCUCAAUCUUCAAGGACGAAUAUGUUUCUUGACAGUAGGUGGCGCUGUGUGAUUGUGCAGUUGGUUUGCAACGGGCCUAUAAACACACUAAAGAAGAAAUCAGCUGACAUGCACGGAUGGAAACAGGAAACAUGCUCAAAUUAAGAUAAAAAUACACAACUAACUUGAAACAACAUAGUUAAGUUUUGUUAGGGAUAUUUUCUAUUUUUCAUUUGUAUAAUUUGUGACGCUAAUUUGACUAGUUAUAGCUAUUUGAUACAUUAAAUGAGGUUCCUUUUUGCUUUCCGCUACUUUUCUAUUUAGCGUUCACACAACAAGAUACAUCACUGAGAGAAAUAUACUACUAAACGCACGUUAAGGUGUUCUGAACAUUUUAGCAGUCAUCUUUAUUAUCAUGACUUCUUCGUUUAAAAUCGGAGCGAGAUUUCAGGAGAAGGCGAGAGAUUUGCUGGAGGAUGUAUCCGCAGUUUCAGAAGAGCUGAAGGAAGAACUGAAGGCUCUGACAGAUCAGUCCAUCGUACCAUUCAAGACUGUGAGAAAACUACACAAGCUUCUUCGAGAAAAUGGACAUCCAGUGUAUCUUCAUGAACUGUUUGAGGACAGCACACUUCAUCUUCCAGAAGUCAUCCCAGCUCCAAGGAACCCCCAGUUGGUGGCUCGCUUAGAAAAAAUUAAAGCAAAACUCGCCAAUGAGGAAUAUAAGAGAAUAACACGGAAUGUAAAUCCACAGGAAAUGAAUAAUCAUGGAACUUUAGCAGAUUUUGGACGACAAGUGCGUUCCGUGAAGGCAGUUGUUGUUACUGUAUUCAACUUCCUGGUAACUGUAGUUGCAGCAUUUGCCUGCUCAUACCUGGGCAGCCAGUAUAUCUUCACUGAGACAACAGCGAGAGUUAUAGCUGCAGUGAUUGCAGCUUCUGUUGUCGGUCUUGCUGAGCUUUAUGUUCUGGUUCGGACUAUGGAGGGAGAACUUGGAGAGCCCUGACACCAACUAAAAUCAUUCAAUAUUGCAAUAUUUCCAUAUUGUUUUGUGUCAUGUUUUUCCACUGUGCAGCUUUGUUUUUCUCCAAAUCAAAAUGAUUUGGAAUAUUCAGUAAAAAGGCUUCAUUUACACUAAAAUGCCCAAGAUUAGAAUUAAUCAGACAGCUGUGAAUUAAUCUAAAUGUUAAUUAAUCAAUUAAGUGGUUUUUGAAGCCACUUCUUUGAUCUCAAGACACUGGGUGGUACAUUAUGAUCAGGUUGUCUUGUUUAUCUUUGUAUUUAUUUAGAUUUCCUCUACAGGAGGGUUAUUCCUUGCUUCACUUAUAACUAAAAAACAAGAUUGUAAAUGGUUUAUUGUGAUUGUUACUGACUCACAAGAUGUUGUGUUGAAAAGCGUCUUUUUUUUUUCAGAAGAAAAUAAUAAAAACAUUCAAAAACUAA